ACUGUUCCUAGAACAGAAGCUUUGGGAUGCAGAGUAACCGGAGGAGUAUCUUGGGAAUGGGGUUUGAUAGCGGACUGUACCUCUUGCACUGACGUUCCCAAGGGACCUUCCACAGCGGUAUCGGGUUUCUGUCUCUGUUCUUCACUCGUUCGUUAACACGAGCCACAGGGAUGCACCAAGCCGACUAAAUGCGCAAAGAGUGAGGCUCCAAUCGAGAGUAGGCUGAAUACUGUUGAAAGGACGUCAGACUAAGACUACUUUUUAAAGGCAUGAUAAGUGAGAUGUUUGUCCGGAGUGUGACAGAUGGACAAAUGAUAUUUAUUCCACUCCUGGGAAAGGGAUAAGUUGUGAUUGGUUCCAGUGACCGGUUGUGACUCGACUCAACCAUCUUUCCCUGCCGCGUUGCGCGCGUUGGCGAGCGUGCCGCUUCCUGUCGGUGCCCGCGGGAGUUGCUGGCAGGGCAACGCACUAGCUCAGUGCUGCAGAGAGACCCUUGGUGCCACUCUCCUUCCCAGUGCGAGAGAGCAGGCAGGCAUGAGGUCCCACGAGGGAGAGCUGGUGAGGGAGAUCUCCAAGCUGCAAGGCAUCGUGGCGGAGCUGAAGGCGGGCUUCUCGCGGGCGCUGCUGGAGCUCAGCCACAUCCAGCACGGGGACAGCCGACUGCAGAGCCAGCUGCAGGAGACCCAGAGCUGCUGCCACAAGCGCGCCCUGCACCUGGAGGCUCUGGUGCAGUCUCUGAGGGAAGAGCUAGGGGAGGUCCGUGCUCAGAUUAGGCUACUAUGUGGCGAUCGCUUCAAACCAGAACAGGAGUCAAAGAUGCCACAGUCUGCAGAGGCCUGUGCCCAGGGGUCAGGGGUCGCACAGGGAGACAGUGAGACUGGGCACAGCUCGAACAUGUGCCAGCGUGAGAACGGAGGGUGCCCGUGCCAGUGUAGCGGGAGCUCCGCCCCGGUGGCCCCCGGCGCGUCUCUGAAGGCGGGGCUGCUGCUGCACUGCUACCUGCAGGGUCUCCGAGCCGGGCAGUGCCAGAGCACAGAUGGUACAGUGAAUUGUCAAGUGGUGCCCAUGUGUGUGAGGGUUCCGCCAGCUGUGAUUGGUCCCUGGGCAGGAGAGGUGCCACGCCCCUGCUCUCUUGAGGGUAGGAGGCAGCAGGUAAUGGUGCAGUUGCUUCAGUCUGAGUGGGAGUACGUGUCCAGCCUGGGUCAACUCUAUGACAAAUACAAGACCCCACCCGAACAGGCCAACGACGUGGAGGCACAUAAGGUAUUUCUGAGACACGUGGAGCAGUUGUUGCAGCGCCACCUAGUGUUCAGAAACGCUCUGGAGGAGAGACUGGCUGCUGAUCAGUGGAGGUGUCUGGUGGGGGAUGUGUUCAGCAAACUCACAGGCCCAGGCGAGGGGGUGUUUUCUGAAGCGUAUCUGGGCUAUGUGUCCACUCUGCCAACCAUCCUCAACGCAGAGAUCAGCAAAGUGCAGCACGCAGCAAAGACACACAACACACAGGAUGGCCAGGAGAAGAAGGAGGGGUCGGGGCUCAUCUCAUUACUGUUCUCACCCGUCUCCAGGAUCCAUAGCUACUUGAGCAUCAUACAGGGCCUCCUCGACUGGACAGGGGGUGACCAUCCUGAUCGCCAUCUGCUUGAGGACACCCAAAGAAUUCUGGGACACAUCCGCUCCCGUGGCCACGCGAUGCUGGAACAAGAUGUGCAAUCAGAGGAAAGGCCGGCUGUAGUUACGGGUUUACGGUGUGAGAUUCCAAGUCCUGACUGCCCUCCGUCAGCUUUCAGCAAAUACUCGCCCAACUCCAGGGACACUCUGACGCGCUCGCAGACUCACCGCCAGGACACCCAGCCUGCCAACUCUCAUCCAUCCAGCAUAUGCCAUCCUGCACCCAGCUCUGCCAGCUGGAACCAUGUAGCCACGUCGCUGGGCUGCGAUACUUGGAGCUUGCCACCUGAUGCCACCCCGGUGCGGGUCCCAGGGCCCAGAGAGAGACCGGGUGACGUGCGCUUCCUCCUUUACCCUUCCGACCCAGGAGGGGGCGCCGCCACAGACAGUGAUCCUGGACAGGGCCCCUCCUCACAGCCACUGGGGAAGAGAAUGUACAACUCUGAGGUCUAUCACAUCAACAGCAUCUCCAUCCAUCCAUCCCACAGACCAGUGGUGGACUUCGAGACGGACCCGGAGGAGCUGGGCGAGGCGUCCGUCUUCGACUACUCCUCCGUGACCACCUGCAGCCCCGACGACACGCUGGAGCUCCACGGCAACGGCCUGGAGCGUAGCAACGGCACCGAGGAGAGCCGAGGCGAGGAGGAGGAGGAGGAGGAGGAAGAGGAGGAAGAGGAGGAGGACAGCCAGAUCCCCGUGCUGCUCAAGCCGUCCUACACGCUCCCGCGCCUGAAGCCGCCCGGCCAGAGGCCCCCGCUCUCCCCCAGGCUGGUGCACCGGGAGGGGGCCGUGUGCACCCGGUGGCAGAUCCCCCGCGCCGCCCCCAACCCCCCGACACACACGCAGGCGCACGCGCACAUACACACGCAGAUGCAGGCGGGCGGACAGGUGUGUGUGGCGGCGGGCGCUGGCGGGGAGAGGAGGGAGAGGCGCGUCAAGCUGCAGCGGCAACCUUCCAGAGCAUUCCGUCCCAUCUGGGACCAGCCCUAUAGGCAGGGAGACGAGACACCUGACAGGGACCAAUCACAAGCCCACAGAGGAGUGACGUCACAGGGGCAUUCAGGUUCCAACCCACAGAAGGACAGAGAUGGAGUGAGGUCCUCGCUGUAUGGCGGUGGGGGCAGAGGCACUCCUGUCGGUCCGCUGGGAAAUCGAAAUGUUUGGAACGAGAGCGAGGACAGCGAAGGUCCUUGCAGCACCGUCUAACACACACACACACACACGCACACAGAGCCGUCAUCAUGAUUCAUCCUUUUCCUUCAAAGCCUUUUGUUUUGUGUGGACACCCCUGACAUCUUACAUAAGUGUACAGACUAUUCAGGGACAGUUGGAUCCUAUUUGAACCCCACAGUCCUGCUUCAUAAUUCGACAAUCUGAAUUUUAGCCACCGGCAAAAAUAAACGGUGUAAUAUGUGCUCAACUCUCGACUGUAGAAAUAGUGAAUGGACAAUGCUGGACAACACAGGGACAGCUCUUCUGUUUUUCUCUAUGGGUGCCUCUCAUUCGUCUUUUAUACACCCUCCCUUCCUUCCUCGGUCCUCAUCCUCACUGAUCUACAUAAAGAAUGAUGGGGCGGCAUUGGGAUAGUCUAUCCAGUGUUAGUUAUAGAUCAGUGGGAACGAGCCUGGAGGACCGAGGAGAGAUGUUGAGAGGCACCCCCUGACUACUAGUUACCUGUAUGUCCACUCCACGUCACUCCCCAAUGUCAGUGUCUCAAGAUGAGUUUGAGUUUUAAAGGUACAGUCCUUGAUUCUGGCUAAACACACACCUCCCAACAGUACUGCUGAAGCGAUGUUUUUGAUUAGCUGGAGCAGUGAAUCGGUUGAUAUAAGCCACAUUGUUUCCCAGUUAAAGAGAGGACUAUGAACAGAUUUUCUUUGUGCACACAAACAUAACACAGCUAGGGGAGGGUUAUUUUUUUACAUAUUCACUUCGUUUUACAAAAAAAUAUUAGAUUGUUAUCAAGGACUGUGCCUUUAAGAUCCCAGAUUGUAUGUCCUGGCUCUGUGAUACAGUGCAACAGAUAAUAUGACUGAGAUUACAGCUAAUCUCACAAAACCAUCUUCAGCACACACACACACUCUCUCUCUCUCACUCACACACACACACACACCUCUCCUGCAUGGGGAAUAGAACUCAGAGAUGUAUAGAAUGUAUAAAAUAACCAUUAA
Molecule: messenger RNA, 3839 nt
Organism: Sardina pilchardus (European sardine)
Lineage: Eukaryota; Metazoa; Chordata; Actinopteri; Clupeiformes; Clupeidae
Exons: 17
Coding region: 535-2874 (779 amino acids)
Molecular function (GO): guanyl-nucleotide exchange factor activity
Source: RefSeq, a predicted model, not a curated record